Messenger RNA from Fusarium keratoplasticum, 3879 nucleotides. RefSeq lists its product as uncharacterized. The transcript has 3 exons. Gene Ontology annotation, cellular component: membrane. The coding region runs from base 1 to 3879 and encodes 1292 amino acids. Lineage: Eukaryota; Fungi; Ascomycota; Sordariomycetes; Hypocreales; Nectriaceae. The record is from RefSeq and is a predicted model, not a curated record. Gene Ontology annotation, molecular function: ATP hydrolysis activity; ABC-type transporter activity; ATP binding.
AUGAUCGUGGGCCAAGCUCCCGAUGGGAGCCUCCCUGCGGCCACUGAUACUCCCAAAGAUGAGUCCUUUCACUUGGAUGAUAACGGCAAGAAGCCACUCCCCAUUGAUUCGACCAGAGGCGUCUUUUCCAACAGGGUGGAACCCGUCAAUGUUCAAGUUCGCUAUCUUGGCGUUGAACUCACAACACGGACCGUUUGGUCUAAGCUACCGAGAAGUAUCACGUCGAGACCUGACCGCCAGCCUCCGAAGGAGAUUAUUCGAGAUAUCGCAGCCGACUUUCAGCCGGGAUCACUGACAGCAAUCAUUGGGGCCAGUGGAUCUGGCAAGACGACUCUCCUGGAUGCGUUAUCCGACAGACUCGCAAGUCAAGCACGAAUAAGCCAGGGAAUGACCACCUUCAACGGCCACCCCAAGAUUCACGAUGUCAAGCACGCAUAUGUCACGCAGCAAGACGUUCUCCUCCCUACUCUCACCGUUCGGGAAACCCUGAAAUACGCAGCCGACUUACGCCUCCCGUCCUCUGUGGUAGCACUAGAACGUCGUGAAUUAGUCGAAAAUGUCAUCAACGAGCUGGGCUUACAGAAGUGCGCCAGCACUCGGAUUGGGAACAGUCAGAAGCGAGGAUGCUCCGGUGGAGAGAGGCGCCGCGUUAGCAUUGGAGUUCAGCUUCUGGCAAAUCCGUCCCUUUUGUUCCUGGAUGAGCCUACCACUGGCCUUGAUGCUACCAAUGCUUUUCAGCUAGUUACGACGCUCCGGGACAUGGCUCACAGAGGACGGACGAUCAUCAUGACGAUUCACCAGCCUCGAUCUGAGAUAUGGUCUCUACUAGAUAAUCUUCUUGUCUUGGCUAUCGGAGGACUCGUCUUUUCUGGCCCCGUCUCUCAGGCUCUCCCCUGGUUCGAGACCAACGGUUUCCACAAGCCCCCGUUUACCAACCCUGCCGAUUUCAUCAUUGACAUAUCCUCGAUCGACUAUCGAAGCCCUCAGCUGGAAGAAGAAAGCACUACUCGCAUCAACACCUUGAAGUCAGCCUGGCUGGUCGAGAGCCAGCGUCGUUUCCCCCAACUAGUCAGCGCCGGAUGUCCUCUACUUGAGUCCCCCUCACAACGGAACACGAGCCAGCACAUAUCUCAGCUCCAGCAACUUCGGGUUUUAACCAAACGGAGCAUUAAGAUCACGUACCGAGAUCCUCUGGGUAUGGUGGCAUUCAUCAUCGAGGCUGUUAUCAUGGGCCUUGCGGUUGGGUACAUGUUCUAUGAUCUGGGGCGAGACCAAGUUGGCAUUCGGUCCCGUCAAGGGUGUUUGUAUGUUGCUGCAAGUCUACAAGGCUACCUCGUGCUUAUCUUUGAGACAUACCGCAUGACUCUUGAUAUGCCAAUAUUCGAUCGAGAGGCAUCGGAACGCUGCGUCAGUCCUGUUUCGUUUGUCUUUUCUCGCAGACUUGCCAGGCUAUUGGCAGAGGACUUGCCCGUUCCCGUCAUAUUCUCAGUUUUGAUUUACUUCAUGACCGGGCUUGAUCGUCAAGCUGACAAAUUUUUUACCUUCUUUGCCAUCUCUCUUCUAAACCACUACAUCGCCGCUGUUUGCGCGAUGGCAUGCGUGGUUAUCAGCAGAAACUUUGCGACGGCAAGUCUCAUUGCAAGUCUGAUAUAUACCCUGCAGAGCCUUGCCUCGGGCAUGAUUGUGCAGAUCCAAACCAUUCCCGUCUACGUUCGAUGGACUCGUUGGAUCACCUACAUGUUUUAUACCUUCAGCGCCUACGUUGGAAACGAGUUUCAAGGCAGCGUCUACGAAUGCCCAUUCCGAGACGGCCAGUCCGACCCUAGGUGCACCCGCUACAGCGGCGAUUUCGUCAUCAAGUCCCUCGGCUUUCCGCAAAACUGGACGGGGAUUGCCAUAGCUUGCAUGGCGGCCUUUGUCAUUUUCUUUGUGUCCUUUUCGAUCAUUGGUCUGAAAUAUCUGAAACCAACAUCGAUUGCGAAUGCUCGUACCCCCGAGCCACAAAGGGACGUUUCUCCGAGCUUGGAAAUGACGGCUCAACAACCGAUCGCCAAGGCUAGACGUCUGCCAAUCCAACUCGACGAGUUUUCCCUGACAUUGAGAACUAAAAGUCUGAAGACAUUCAGAGCUGGUCCAACGGAGAAGGUCAUUCUCAAGCCCAUCAACGCGGAAUUUGAACCGGGUGUGCUCAAUGUCAUUAUUGGGCCCUCUGGCAGUGGGAAGUCUUCUCUCCUCAACGCCAUAGGGCGAAGGCUUCACAACUCGGCAAGCAUCACGUAUCAUCAAUCUGGAGCAAUGAAAAUUGAUGGAGUAGAAGUGUCUGAUCUGGCCUUCAGAUCCAUCUGCUCUUAUCUUCGUCAGGAUGAUGAACUACUUCUACCUGCCAUGACGGUUCGGGAGACUCUUCGCUACGCAGCACUGCUUCGCUUACCGCGUAGCAUGAGUGCCCAAGACAAACACCAGCGCGCCGAGGAGAUCCUCCUCAAGUUGGGUCUGAAAGGCUGUGCAGAUACUCUCCUUGGAAACGAAUCGUUUCGAGGCAUAUCUGCAGGAGAGAAACGGCGAGUCUCUCUCGCUAUUCAGAUCCUAACCGAUCCCCAAGUCCUUCUGGUGGAUGAACCAACUUCGGGACUGGAUGCAUUCACAGCCAAUUCUAUCGUACAGCUCCUACAGGUUCUCGCAGAGGAAGGUCGUACCAUCAUCAUGGCGAUUCACCAGCCUCGCUCAGACUUGUACGGACUCUUUGGGAACCUAUUGCUACUAUCUCACGAAGGGUCACCUGCCUACUGCGGACCAGCAAAAGACAUGGUCAAUUACCUUCGCGAGUGUGGUCACGGCUGUCCGUCACAAACCAACCCUGCCGAUUUUGCCUUGGACAUUGUGACAGAUCUUUCUCAGCAUGGCUCGAGAGGGGACAGGGUUGAGAGUGGUGAACAAGUGCAAAGAUUGAUCGAGCUCUGGAAAAAGCGAUCUGUCCUUACACAGCGAGAGCUGGUAGAGAGUGACGGUGGGCAAAGCCGAGUCCAAGGGACAAGUCGGGAUGUUAUCGACUCAACCUCUGAGAAUCGCCAAUCCUUGGAAUCUCCAGUUGAACACUCCUUAUCCGUGCGUGAUAGAACGCCGCUCUAUACCUCACUUCCAGUCCUAGUCCGCCGAGCCAUAACCAACACUUGUCGACAGCCUCAACUGGUGCUUGCCCGUAUCAUGCAAUCCAGCGGCGUCGCCAUAAUCUUCACGCUUUUCUUCGCACAUCUUGGCCACGACUAUCUGUCUAUACAAACACGCCUGGGCCUCUUCCAGCAGUUGGGCGGAUUCUACAUCAUCGGCAUGCUCACCAAUGUGGCAAUCUAUCCCAGUGAGCGGGAUGUUGCGUACCGAGAGAGCAGUGAUGGCGCAUACAGCUUGGACUCGUUCUUGGCCUCCUACACGAUUGUCGAGCUACCUUUCGAGAUCAUCAACGCCCUGUUUUUCGGGAUCCUGGCUGUAUUCGCUAUUGGGCUCCCUCGCACAGCAGCUACUUACUUCGUUGCCUCCCUGGCUUGUUUCAGUGGGUUGUCUUGCGGCGAGAGUCUGGGAAUCAUGUUCAAUACGCUUUUCUCGCACACAGGGUUUGCCAUCAACUUGAUGGGUGUAAUCUUGGCUUUGGCCAAUAGCAUGGCUGGCAUAUUGUCGUUGGAUAUGCCGUCUUUGUUGGCAUAUCUGAACUACCUGUCCCCCAUUCGUUAUCAGGUGCGUGGUGUAGCAUACUACUCGCUGCGAGACUUGUCAUUCGACUGCAACUUUGACAAUGGCACUUGUCCAAUAACAACUGGCGAGCAAGCUCUAAGGCUGUACAAAUUCGAUGAGCAUCCACUGAAGAAGGACUACUGGCUGAAAUAG